AAGAAACCUACCUGGACCACACCCCAAUCAUCUUCCCAGCCGACCACCGACCCCAACUCCGACCCGACGCGGAAAUCACCAUUUCUGUAGCGACCGCGGAACCAGAACAAACAACAAAACAAAUAAAGGAGGGGGUAAAAUCAAUUCUCAAUCCGAAUAGGGACCCUCACCCUUCCCCCCGCGUCUCCCUUCUCCCGCGCCACCAAGAACCCCCACGCGAAAGAAGCCAUGUCCCAGCACGCGCCGACGUCGCGGCCCAAGCCCCCGCCGCCGAUCGAGGAGGAGGCGUCGACGACGCUGCGGCUGGGCGAAUUCCACGACGUCGACACGCUGACCCUGUCCGAGGCGUCGCUGGUCAUCAACGCGCUGAUGACCAAGCGGAGGAAAGACCGCAAGGACCGCAACGAGACCGAGAUCCUCAACAAGACGCUCGACUACCUCGACGCGUUCGCGCGCUUCAAGCAGAAGGAGAAUGUCGAGGCCGUCGAGAGACUUCUCAGCGCGAGGAAGGACCUUACCAAGUUUGAGAGGGCACAGAUCGGUUCGCUCUGCUGCGAGACCGCCGACGAGUGCAAGACGCUCAUACCGUCGCUGGCGGACAAGAUCAGCGACGACGAUCUGCAGGAACUUCUGGACGAGAUGGCGAAGCUCAUGAGCACCUAAGGCGGGUAGGGAGAUCCAGGCCUCACUCCCCGCCGGACCUGCCCGAUCUCUAUUUUUUAACCCGGUGCGCGACUUUGCAGUCUUCUCUCUCUCUCUACUCGGAGCGAUCUAGACCAUAGAGGGGGAUCGAGAAAUAGGGCGCCGUACAACGGCCAAGAAAUGGCCACAUAGACCGGUGCCCUUGGGCAUUUUUGCCUUGCAAAAGGGCCAAUUAAUAGGUAUGGGCAAGAGGGAUGUAUGGUGGAUGGAUGCGUUGGUCUGAGGGAAAUAUAUUUUGCAUGGCAGGGCGUCUGGAACAAAAAGUUUAGGGGUCAGAAGGGGGGAAACAAAGAUUGGUCGUUCUCGGAUUUCAUGUUCAAUACCCCGGAGGCAAAGAAAUAAUGGCAUUGAAGCAUCUUUCGCACCCACAAUUCUGUUCCCUGUUUAUUGUCUAUUCCCACUGGGUCGUAUCGCCCUUGUAAAAUGAGUG
Molecule: messenger RNA, 1132 nt
Organism: Phialemonium atrogriseum
Lineage: Eukaryota; Fungi; Ascomycota; Sordariomycetes; Cephalothecales; Cephalothecaceae
Product: DNA-directed RNA polymerase
Exons: 3
Coding region: 229-663 (144 amino acids)
Biological process (GO): transcription initiation at RNA polymerase II promoter
Cellular component (GO): RNA polymerase II, core complex
Molecular function (GO): translation initiation factor binding; nucleotide binding
Source: RefSeq, a predicted model, not a curated record